Aspergillus nomiae NRRL 13137 is the source of this 411-nucleotide messenger RNA. RefSeq names its product MGMT family protein. The transcript has 3 exons. The coding region runs from base 1 to 411 and encodes 136 amino acids. Gene Ontology annotation, molecular function: catalytic activity. The record is from RefSeq and is a predicted model, not a curated record. Lineage: Eukaryota; Fungi; Ascomycota; Eurotiomycetes; Eurotiales; Aspergillaceae. Gene Ontology annotation, biological process: DNA repair.
AUGCCCCGCACAGACGAAGCCGAACACUGGUUCAACGCCGUCUACUCCGCGGUGCAGGAAAUCCCGCCAGGCAAAGUGACGUCCUAUGGCCAUAUUGCUCUUCUUCUUGGGUAUCCGCAACGACCCCGUCAGGUGGGGAUUUGUUUGAAACAUCUCCCUUCGAAUUCGGAAGAGUACUAUCAUUCGGGCAAUGUGCCCUGGCAGAGGGUGAUUAAUUCGAAAGGCAUGAUUUCGCAUAGGGAACCCGGCAGUGCGGAACGACAGGCGGAGGCAUUGAGAGAGGAGGGAAUCCAGGUUGAGACGGAUGCUAUGGGGGAGUUCUACGUGGAUUUGGCUCGGUUUGGCUGGUUUCCUUCGGUGUUGCCCAGUGAGGAGGAUGAAAGUGAACUGGAGGAUGUAGUAGAUGGGUAA